GGAAAAUGAUUGCUUCCUGCCUUGGUGUUUUUCUUCUCCCGUUCAAGUCGCGUGCCACUUUCUUCUCUCGUUCACCUCGCGUGCGCGAACCAACUAGGGCGACCGCUGCCGCCCUACGGCCUACGCCCAGCUGCUCAGGUCUUAUUCGGGCCUUUGGCGGCGAGAACCGACCCCGCCAGGAUAAUGGCUCACCGUGGACACCUAGAUGGACUGACUGCCCAAGCUCCAGCACUGAUGCGCCAUGGUUCCUUCGCUGCAGGCAGCCUUUCUAGCCACUCACCUUUGGAGUCUUCAUCUACACUGGAGAUGCUGGAGAACAAGCUUGCCAUGCAGACUGCAGAAGUGGAAAAGCUUAUCAUGGAGAAUCAGCGGUUAGCAUCAAGCCAUGUGGUCUUGAGGCAGGACAUUGUUGAUACAGAGAAAGAGAUGCAAAUAAUCCGCACCCACCUAGGUGAAGUUCAGACAGAGACUGAUUUGCAUAUUAGAGAUUUAUUGGAGAGAAUUAGAUUAAUGGAGGCAGACAUACAUAGUGGUGAUGCGGUGAAGAAGGAGCUUCAUCAAGUGCAUAUGGAGGCAAAGAGACUUAUUACUGAAAGGCAGAUGCUGACCCUUGAGACAGAGGAUGUGAAUAAAGAAUUACAGAAACUCUCUGCCUCUGGUGACAGUAAAAGCCUUCCUGAAUUGCUAGCUGAGCUAGAUGGGCUAAGGAAAGAGCAUCUUAAUUUACGAUCUCAAUUUGAAUUUGAGAAAAAUACAAACAUCAAGCAAGUUGAGCAGAUGCGGACAAUGGAAAUGAACUUGAUGACCAUGACUAAACAAGCUGAGAAGUUACGAGGUGAUGUGGCAAAUGCUGAAAGACGGGCACAGGCAGCUGUGGCUAAAGCAACAGGGCAUGCAGCUGGUGCACAGGUGACAGCUUCACAGCCUGGGACAGCUCAAGCUACAGCGGUUCCAGCAGCAGCUACAGACCCAUAUGCAGGUGCAUAUGCCAGUUACCCCCCUGCAUAUCAGCAGGGAGCCCAGGCUGGGGCAUAUCAGCAGGGAGCCCAGGCUGGGACGUACCAGCAGGGAGCGGGAACCCAGGCUGGGGGGUACCAGCAAGGAGCCCAGGCUGGGGCGUACCAGCAGGGAGCGGGAGCCCAGGCUGGGGCGUACCAGCAGGGAGCCCAGGCUGGGGCGUACCAACAGGGAGCCCAAGCUGGGGCGUACCAACAGGGAGCCCAAGCUGGGACAUAUCAGCAAGGAAACCAGGCUGGAGCAUAUCCCUAUGCUUAUGAUGCUGCCACGGCUUACACAUAUGCAGGUUAUUCUGGCUAUCCAGUUGCAGGCUAUGCGCAAAGUGCAGUGCCCAAUUAUUCCUAUGCUGCACCUCCACAGCCAAUAAGCAGUGGUGCAGCUACAGACGCCGCAAGCCUGUAUGGUGCCGUUGGUAGCGCCGGAUAUCCUACUGCGCAAGUUCAGCCGAGCAGUGGCCCUGCAAAUGCAGCGCCACCACCUCCACCACCACCGGCAGCACCAUAUCCAAGCACAUAUGACCAAACCAGAGGAGCCCAGAGGUGAAAUCUGGGAUGUAAACCAGAUGGCUGUUUGCCAUGCACAUUUGUUGAGCAGACAAAUAUAGACUCUGUCAUGCCCCAUUUGUAGACUGAUUACUGGUUCAGUUAUGUAGAUCCAGUUACGGGUAGAUUAAUUUACAUCACGACGGAAGAGUUGAUGUAUGCGUAACUGUGUUGGUACUUGGGUUGAUCGGAGCAAUGCGGCAUUAAACCAC
Molecule: messenger RNA, 1771 nt
Organism: Zea mays
Lineage: Eukaryota; Viridiplantae; Streptophyta; Magnoliopsida; Poales; Poaceae
Exons: 4
Coding region: 184-1560 (458 amino acids)
Source: RefSeq, marked validated